Molecule: messenger RNA, 805 nt
Organism: Quercus lobata
Lineage: Eukaryota; Viridiplantae; Streptophyta; Magnoliopsida; Fagales; Fagaceae
Exons: 3
Coding region: 57-674 (205 amino acids)
Source: RefSeq, a predicted model, not a curated record
GGGGCCUUCUCUAAAAUCUAAAAGCUCCAUAUUUCAAAAAGUUUUCUGCAAAUGCAAUGGCGUCUUCGAGGAAAUGGGCUCGUAUCAUAUCUCUUAUUGCUUCUAGGAUAUAUUUCCUUUUGAUUAUCUUUCAAAUUCCACUCUUCAGGAUCCCAUGUAGAAGUGGAAUAUGUAGGACACCUAUACAAGUGACAUGUUCACAAUUGAUUGCAAGUGAACUCCUUCCUAGAAUUGUGGUGAAGGCUCUACUAUAUCCAGGGGCAAUUGCGAAUGCUUUGUUUAAGAGCAAAACCAUCCCAAGCUAUAACAACUUGCUCGAGUUAUAUAAUUUGACCAAUAUGAAGGCAGCUCUUGCGACAUCAGAUCUCCAUCGCAUAGAGCUUCUUGCAGGGAGUUACUUAUCGGUUGCAGGAGCAAUUUUAGGUCUCAUAAAACCACGAAGGUUGAGCCUCUUCGGAACACUUCUUAUUCUAUGGGGCCUUGUUAGGGAAGCGAUGAGAAAAUCUGCUGACAGAUAUCUCAUGGAAGCCAUUUAUAUCUACCCAACAAUGCUGAUAGCUGUGGUUUUUGCCUUCUUGUCUAUAAGAAAGGAUGUUAGAAAGAUAGUUCGAAGCUACAAAGAUAAGAGACAUGCAAAUUAUUCAUGCAGCCAUUUAAAAGCAAAACAGGUAUGAACCAUUGUGUUAAAAAGAGACAAAAUUUAUGUAUAUGUGGGAGACAAAAUUUGACUUGUAGCAGCAAAAUAGAGAUGAUUUUUCAUUUUUUAUAUUUUUCGAAAAAAAGAAAGAUUAUUUUAUUUUAUUUU